Batrachochytrium dendrobatidis JAM81 is the source of this 745-nucleotide messenger RNA. RefSeq lists its product as uncharacterized. The record is from RefSeq and is a predicted model, not a curated record. The transcript has a single exon. NCBI's taxonomy places the organism in Eukaryota, Fungi, Chytridiomycota, Chytridiomycetes, Rhizophydiales. Bases 473 to 745 code for a protein of 90 amino acids.
AAAAUGACAAAACUUUGGGUGAAGCUCAAGCCAAACAAUGCUGUCAAAGUCUCUACUGAAGACUGCACAAAUGUUUAUCCGUUUAUCAAGGAAGUAAAAAAGGAGUUGUCAUCCGACUUGGCUCUUAUGACGCUGCUCGCCUUUCACUCUCACUGACUGAUGGUGGUGAAACUUUGUAGCCAUACGACCCAGUCCCAGCUCAAAAUACUGGAGAGCAUCCGCUCUUCAUCACCAUUACAGGAGUUUCUGCUGCUUCCCCAACUCAACUUGUCCCAUCAUCUACAGAUAACACAAAUGGAAGUUUUACUGCCACUCCUGAUAUUGUACUUGCCAUCAGAGAAUUGACACUCGAAAUCAGAGAAAAUAACAGGCUUCAGAAAAAAAGGCAAAGGACGACUUUAGCUUGUCGAAACCCAAGAGCUAUGAAUCUGACAAUCAUGAUAUUUGUUUCAAGUGCUUGAUUCAUUAUGGAAUGAUACCUCCAGCAUCUACGACUCUCCCUCAAGAUGCAUGUUGUCAUAUGCUUGGAGUAAAAGUUCCUUUAAAGUACCUCAAUUGCUCUCAUCUAUUCCAAAAGCGUUGGCAUCGACAUGUGCGUGACUUUGGAUUGUCGAGUAUCAAUUCUGGAAAAAACAUUCUGGCUCUGCUUAAAAUUUUGAAGAGGCAUUUGACUCGGGCCGCUUUGUUCUUCUCUUUGACAAGCAGUCAGGUUCGAUUUGAUGCAAAAUCAUUGACAAUGAGUUGA